Molecule: messenger RNA, 1572 nt
Organism: Striga hermonthica
Lineage: Eukaryota; Viridiplantae; Streptophyta; Magnoliopsida; Lamiales; Orobanchaceae
Source: the annotation of a GenBank genome assembly
AUGGCGGAAUCCAAGACCAAAUACGAUCGUCAGCUCAGAAUUUGGGGCGAGCAAGGGCAAGCAGCCCUCGAGAAAUCAAGCAUAUGCUUGUUGAACUGUGGGCCCACCGGCUCGGAAACUCUGAAAAAUUUGGUGCUUGGCGGUGUUGGGAGUAUCACGGUUGUUGAUGGCUCUAAAGUUGAGCUUGGAGACCUGGGGAAUAAUUUCAUGGUGGAUGAAUCGAGUGUCGGCCAAUCUAAGGCGAAGACUGUGUGUGCUUUUCUAGAGGAGUUAAAUGAUGCAGUGAAGGCAAAAUUUAUUGAGGAAUAUCCAGAAAAGUUAAUCGAAUCCAACCCCUCAUUCUUUUCGCAAUUUACGUUGGUAGUUGCCACACAGCUCGUUGAACAUUCCAUGGUGAAGUUGGAUAAAAUAUGCCGUGAUUCAAACGUCAUGCUUAUAUAUGCGCGCUCUUAUGGGCUCACUGGUUUGGUUCGGAUCAGUGUGAAGGAACAUGCGGUGAUUGAAUCAAAGCCUGAUCAUUUUCUGGAUGAUCUGCGGCUUAAUAACCCGUGGCCAGAACUCAGGAGAUUUGCAGAAACAAUAGAUAUGGAUACAUCUGAUCCUGUCGUUCAUAAACACACUCCAUAUGUUAUCAUUCUCAUUAAGAUGGCAGAUGAGUGGGCUAAAACACAUAAAGGCAACCUUCCUUCAACGAGGGAAGAGAAAAAAGUGUUUAAGGAUUUAAUUAAGGCCAAGAUGAUUGCAUCUGAUGAAGACAACUACAAAGAAGCCAUUGAAGCUUCCUUCAAAGUUUUUUCUCCUCGAGGAAUUAGUCCAGAGCUACUUCAGAUUAUUAGUGACAGCUGCGCUGAAGUUAAUUCUAAUUCAUCCGAUUUUUGGGUGUUGGUGGCAGCCCUAAAGGAAUUUAUAUCUAAUGAAGGUGGUGGAGAGGCUCCUCUGGAGGGAGCGAUGCCUGAUAUGACAUCUUCUACUGAGUUAUAUGUCAACCUGCAAAAGAUAUACCAGGCGAAGGCCGAAGCUGAUUUUCUUGUCAUGGAGACAUACACGAGGAAAAUAUUAAAGAAGAUAGGUAGAGAUCCCGAUAGCAUCCCAAAGACAACCAUAAAAAGUUUCUGCAAAAAUGCUCGGAAACUUAAGGUACGCAGAUACCGUUCUAUUGAGGAUGAGUACAGUUCUCCGGUUCAACAGGAGUUGCAAAAGUAUCUAACAGAUGAAGAUUACAGUAUGGCUGUUGGAUUUUAUAUCCUUCUACGAGCGGUAGACCGUUUUGCUGCAAACUACAACAAUUUCCCUGGGCAAUUUGACGGUGAGACAGAUGAGGAUAUUUCUAGAUUGAAAACGACAGCUGUUGCCUUACUUAAUGAUUUGGGUUGCAAUGGAUCGACCUUGACCGAGGACCUUAUUAACGAGAUGUGCCGUUAUGGUGCCUCAGAGCUUCAUGCUGUGGCUGCCUUUAUUGGAGGAAUAGCAUCACAGGAGGCGAUUAAGCUCAUCACGCGACAGUUUGUUCCGCUGAGCGGUACUUUUAUCUUCAAUGGUGUUGAUCACAAGUCGCAGUUGUUAUUACUUUAG